UGUAAGUUGCUGUAGGGAGAGCUCCAUCAGUUGAUAGUUCAUCAUUUCUGAGCACCGAUGGGUCCGUCUACCAUCUUGUACAGCAGGAUGUGGACCUUUUUAUUUCUUUACAUCUUGGGCAUAAACUUCUGUCAGGCUGAUAACUCAACACAAAUGCUUUAUGCCAAACUGAUAAUAGACAAAAGUGCAAUUGUAAAUAUCACAAGCAUGCUGAAGAAUUUUACAUAUAACAAUACAGUUGUUGAAGCACCUGUAAUGACAACAGUGUGCACAAAUGGUACAGGCAGCAAAAAAUGUGGAUGCAAACCGGGCUACAGAUGGAACGAUACUUUCUGUCAGUCUAAUCCAAAAUGUUGUGGCAAUGCAACAUGCACUUUGGAUAAAACUGCCAAUGCAAAGUGUGUCUCAAACACCGCAGUUACCAUCACAGGGUCUCUUACACUGCAGGGGUCUACAUAUGUAGAUUGUUUGGAAGAUAUAACAAACCCUAAAUAUGAAAAAUGCAGUGAUGGGUUGUUGACACGGAUGAAAACGGAGUACAGCACUCUGAGGGGAUUUGACUUUUUAAACAUUACAAGAUUCAGGAUUGGUAGCGUCAUUGCAGACUUUAAAAUAAUCAUUGCCUCCAGCAUCGAUUCACAAGCUCUGAUAAAUAAUUCAAUAAAGAUUGGCCAAAUUCUGUCCGCCUCACUUAACAUGGAGACUUCAGGUCUUGUCAACUUAGAGAUGCCACUAAUGCCUGUGCCUUAUGGUGCCACCAACCAAGUGAUCAGAUGCACAACCAAAGAGGACCUGAAAACUGACCCACAAUGGAGAAUAAUAAACAGCAAAGGGCAAUAUGACAUAACUACUGGAACAGUUUCAACAGUUGAUACGUCAUCACGAACUGACAGUACAGUCAACCUCAGAAACGUGACAGAACUCUGGAAUGGAGAGUACUCAUGUAUCUACCACCAAACGGGUAAUUGCACCACAUCAGGCUGUGCAGUCAACAUAUUAAACAAAGCCAGUGCUCAACUGGAUGUAGCACUAUUACCAAACAUUGACGUCUUCACGGAGCCAUCAUUUCCACGCUGUAAAACCGAAAAUGAUAUUCUCCAAGCAAAAGCCAAAUGUGAGAUAAACAAUAGUACUGAACCUUAUAAUGUCACAUGGGAUGGCAAACGUCAAUUAGAAACUCAGAGUAAGUAA
Messenger RNA from Oreochromis niloticus (Nile tilapia), 1191 nucleotides. Its product is annotated as adhesion G protein-coupled receptor F5. NCBI's taxonomy places the organism in Eukaryota, Metazoa, Chordata, Actinopteri, Cichliformes, Cichlidae. The record is from RefSeq and is a predicted model, not a curated record. The transcript has 9 exons. The coding region runs from base 58 to 1191 and encodes 377 amino acids.